AGAAAACAAAACAUCCUCUGCAUCUCUUUCUCAGUUCUACCUUUCCUUCCCUACAAACCAAUAAAGGCAAACAAAGGUAGAAGCUACAUCGCAGUGUCAUAUAUCACAAAAAAACCUUUUAUGUGUUACUCUUCAACAUCAUUCUCCAAAGGGGAAGAACUAAGGAAACAUCAAAACCGAGAACGGAUUAUAACCACUCUCUCAUUCUGAACCGUUUUCACUCAAACCCCACACAAUUCUCUUGGAGAAAAGCAAUGAGAAUGGAGUUGAAGAAGAAGAUAUCCAAGUCGUCAUGGCCAAAUUUUAAUGUAAGGAAGUGGCUCAAUAAAAGGAGCAACGGUGAUAGCUUUCACUCAGAUUACUCUUUACCAGAGGGGUGGCUGAUGGAUUCCACAAACGAAUUGAAACAUUCCGCACCGGUGAAGGAGGCGCCACCUGUCAGUGACAUCGACACGCUCAACCUUAGGAUGUUCGUGGGGACGUGGAAUGUGGGAGGAAAGUCACCAAACGAAGGAUUGAACUUGAGGGAAUGGUUGAUGUUGCCUUCACCAGCUGAUAUCUAUGUCAUUGGGUUCCAAGAAAUUAUACCUCUAAACGCAGGGAACGUGCUUGGGCCAGAGGAUAGUGGCCCAGCAACGAAGUGGCUAACUCUGAUUCGUGAAGCCUUGAACUCUAACACUAGUGAAGAAAGUGAAGAAAGUUGUAGUACAUUAUGUAGCCCAAGUGAACAUGAACAACAACACUAUUAUUGCCUUGCAGCAAGUAAACAAAUGGUGGGUAUCUUCUUGUGCGUGUGGGUUCGUGAGGAUCUUUACAAGCAUGUCACCAAUUUAAAAGUGUCUUGCGUUGGUAGAGGCAUCAUGGGCUAUCUGGGAAAUAAGGGUUCAGUAUCAAUCAGCAUGACAUUGUACCACACGACGUUUUGCUUUGUUGGUACCCACUUGGCCUCUGGAGAGAAAGAUGGUGACGAGAUUCGAAGAAAUUUAGACGUAUCAGAGAUCUUAAAGAAAACUAAAUUUUCUCACUCAUUCAAAGCUCUUGGUCAAACACUCCCUCCUCCUGAAACCAUAUUAGAGCAUGAUAAGAUUAUUUGGCUUGGGGAUUUGAAUUAUCGCCUUGUUGCUGGUUAUGAUGAUACACUUGAACUACUGAAAAAGAAUGAUUGGCAGGCCCUAUUAGAAAAGGAUCAGCUGAGGAUAGAGCAAAGAGCGGGUAGAGUGUUCAAAGAAUGGAAGGAAGGGAAGAUAUACUUUGCUCCAACUUACAAAUACCUAUUUGAUUCUGACCAGUAUGUUGCUCAAACAAACAAGUCCAAGGAAAAACGACGAACACCGGCUUGGUGCGAUCGAAUUCUGUGGAAAGGAGAAGGCGUGGAGCAGUUAUGGUACGUGAGAGGAGAGUCGAAAUUCUCAGACCACAGGCCAGUGUAUUCACUGUUCUCGGUUGAUGUGGACAUGAGAUGUAAGAAGCUAGGAUCCUAUGUUGGUGCAUCAGAGAGUGGUGGCUCAAUCUCAAUGUCAAGGUCAUGCUCCUCUAGAACCAUCACAAACGCUGCCUUGUCCUCUUCUUGUUUUGCUAAAGUUCAGGCAGAGGAACAACUAUUGUUACUAACCAGGGAACAUAGCCACCGCACAUGCAGGAUUCUGAGUUAGGACACAGGAAUAGGAUACUAUAUAUAUAUUAAGUGGUGACCAGUGACCACUUUCCGAGGAAGAAAAGUAACACACAAGUGACACGAGCAUCGAGUUGCCGCGGCUCGCGGUGUGUCCUGACAAGGUUCGGGUUCUGUGUUCCUCACUUUUUUUUUUGUUGUUGGAACAGAGGAUUCAAUUCAUUAGUAUUUUAUGCUGUAAAAAGUUCACAUGCGCCCACCCUUCUGGCUUCCCAAGCUAGCAAUGAUCACGGGAAUUUGAAUUCUGUGCUGAGUUUAUGGUGUUCUUUUUCUGUUGUGUCUUCAAUGUAUUCAAAUUUUUUUAAUGUACGAACAUCAGAGGAACUAUACAAAAAAUUCAGCAAAGAUUCUGAACUCAGAGGCGGAGGAAGUGCAGAAAGAGAUGGCUUUUUUUCUGAGCUUUUGGUGAACGAUGAGGUUGCUAUCUUCCAAAUGUUUGGUUGGUUAGUCUAUAUUUUGAUGGGCAUUUGAAGAAAUUGUAAAUCAAAUUGUUUAUUACUUUUCCUAUUGUUGUUCAAUACAGUGUAUCGAAUUUUGUUAUGUAAAAAAUCUAUACCAGCUUAGUAUGAUACUUCUCA
Molecule: messenger RNA, 2250 nt
Organism: Vigna unguiculata (cowpea)
Lineage: Eukaryota; Viridiplantae; Streptophyta; Magnoliopsida; Fabales; Fabaceae
Product: DNAse I-like superfamily protein
Biological process (GO): phosphatidylinositol dephosphorylation
Molecular function (GO): phosphatidylinositol-4,5-bisphosphate 5-phosphatase activity; phosphatidylinositol-3,4,5-trisphosphate 5-phosphatase activity; inositol-polyphosphate 5-phosphatase activity
Source: RefSeq, a predicted model, not a curated record